Molecule: messenger RNA, 2803 nt
Organism: Musca domestica (house fly)
Lineage: Eukaryota; Metazoa; Arthropoda; Insecta; Diptera; Muscidae
Gene: MED25
Product: mediator of RNA polymerase II transcription subunit 25
Exons: 2
Coding region: 168-2669 (833 amino acids)
Biological process (GO): positive regulation of transcription by RNA polymerase II
Cellular component (GO): transcription regulator complex; mediator complex
Source: RefSeq, a predicted model, not a curated record
AAACAAAGUAUCGAUAUUUUGCCACCUCUAGUAAGCAUAACUGCAUAGAAAUGAAAAAUAAAAUCGUGGAUGUGUCGAACCGUUUGAACUGAUUUAUGAUCCUUUCGAACAUAAAGCACUCCAACUACAAGCUUAUAGAAAUUCAAGCUCAUUAGAAAAGGCCUGAAAUGGAUGUUGAUACGUUAGCGGAUGUGGUGUUCCUAGUGGAGGGUUCCUCUGCCAACGGGGCCUAUAUAAAUGAGCUAAAGACGAAUUAUAUUGUACCAACUUUGGAACAUUUUAGCCAGGGACCAAUCGAGGAACGUGAAUAUUUAAUUUCAGAGCGUUAUUCGACGCAAUAUUGCGUGGUUGUUUAUCGAACACCUGCGAAUUUGUUGGAACCUGUUUGUACAACAUUCGGACCAUAUUCGUCGCCUCAAAAGGUAUUGGAUCUGUUUGAAAGACUGCCGUUAGUAGGUGGUGGCAUGGAAUCGUAUGCAAAUUUAGCUGAAGGCUUUGCUACUGCCCAUGUGUGCUUCGAUGACAUGAAGGAACAUCGUUCUGGUCUUCGAAAUGAGCCAACUCUCAAUACACAAAAACAUUGCAUUUUGAUGUGCAACAGUCCUCCAUGUCUGAUGCCGGUAAUGGAAUGCUGGAAAUAUUCUGGAAAGACAGUUGAGCAACUAGCAGCUCUAUUUCACGAACGAAAGAUUAAUCUUUCAAUAAUUGCCCCUCGCAAGAUUCACGUUCUUUUCAAGAUAUUUAUGAAAGCAGACGGUGACCAACCUCUGGCAGCUAAAAAUUAUGCCAAGAAUAUACGGCAUCUGGUGCUACUAAAAGGUUAUCACCUGAAAGAACGACCACAAAGCCCAAAUAGUGCCGCUAACGCUAUGGUGAAUCAAACAAAUCAAGUUGGUGGAUCUAACCAAGUGGUACAGCAGCAACAACAACAGCAGCAAGCCCAGCAAGCCAAUGUUCAACAACAGCAGAAUCAACAAAAUACAGGUAUGCAGAUGGACAAUUCUAUGGGCGCUGUCCAACAACAGCAGCAGCAACAGAAUAUGCAGCAACAAGUAGCUCAAAUGGCUGCUAUGAGUCCCAAUCAACAGCCAGGAAAUACUCUCAACCAGCAAAUGUUGCAACAGCAGCAAUUUAAUCAAAAUCCUAACUUCCAAAAUCAGGGAAAUCGUUGGGUCUUCAACCCCAAUCAACAACAACAACAGCAGCCACAAACACGCCCUCAAUUUAUCGGAGGUCCAAAUGUUUCUGGCGGUCCCAUGGUCACUCCCAUGGGAUCUGUCAAUCAGGGUAUGCCUGGGCAAAAUUCUGCUUUGAUAUCGCAACUGAGCGCACCGCCGAAUCAAAACAUGAAUCCAAUGUUGCAACAACAACAACAGCAGAUACGCAUGCAAAUGCUCAAUCAACAGCAAAUGCAACAACAAUUACAACAACAGCAACAACAGCAAAAUGUUAUGAAUCCCAAUAUGGCUGUACCAGGUCCUGGGCCGAACACGCAACAGCAGGUAUCCGUUGCCAACAAUCAGCCCAACACAUCAAUGGCAAAUCAACAAAAUCAAAAUAAACCCAAACCAACUGGAAUGAGAGAUACUAUCUGGUCAGGAACCUUAGAAUGGGUGGAGAAAAACAAAACAGAUCAACAAAAAAUUACCCGAACACUCCAGUGCACUGUUACAGCGAACAUCAAAGACGGUGAACCGGAAAUUAAGGCCGUCAACUGGCCCUCGAAGCUCCUAAUGCAGUUGAUGCCUAAACAUUUGGUGGGUAUUAUAGGGGAACAAUUUCUUAAAGAAUCGAAAAUGGUUGUAUUUAAACCUCAACCUUGCGAAGCCUUGGAUGCUUUGGCUAAAAGCAUGACCACAAUAUUUGCAGGCUGUGUUCACUUUACAACACCAGCGAAUACACCUCCCUGUGACAUCAAAGUGUUGAUUCUUCUCUAUACGGCCGAUAAAAAUGCAUUCCUGGGCUUUAUACCCAACAAUCAGUCACUGUUCGUGGAACGUUUGCGCAAAGCCAUACAACAGAAACAGUCUAUGGGAAUGCAACAGACGGCAACUGGAGGACCUCCCAAUAAUAUGCAACAGCAGCAGCAGCAACAACAACAGCAGCAAAUGCAAAAUCCGAUGGCUGGACAAAUUAAUACAAUGGGUCCAGGUCCAGGUGGCAUUAAUCCCCAGCAACAACAGCAAGAUCCAAAUCAACAGCAGCAGCAACAACAACACCAAUUUAAUCAAUACAAUCCACAGCAACAGAUGAACAUGCAAAUGGCUGGAGGCCCGAUGAAUCAACAAAUGAUGGGUGGCCCACCCAUGGGUGGUGGUCCCGACCAAAUGGUUGGCAAUAAUCCAAUGCAACAGCAAAUGUCAAUGAUGCAACACCAACGAAUGCCCAUGAUGGCGGGAGGAAAUCCCAACCAACCACAACAGCAACAAAUGGCACCCCAACAACAAAUGCAACGUAUGGUACGACCCAUGAUGAAUAACAAUAAUCCGGGUUUAAGACACCUGCUUCAGCAACAAUCAACCCCAGGCCAACAGUUUCGACCACAAAUGGGCGGUGGUGGUCCAGGUGGGGUACCAGGUAUGGGUGGUGGAAUGCCGAAUCCAAAUCAAAUGGCUGGCGGUCCCGGUGGUCCGAGCCGACCAUUUGACGAUAAUUUUGAUUUUAUGUAGAUUUACGUGUAUCUAGUUUAUUCAUGAUCGUUCAAUAUAUAUUAGGCUAUACUUAUCUAACAUACGAAAGAUUUAUAAAGCAAGAUAUUUAUAAUCAGAUUUUUAUUAAGUUAUUAAAAUUAUAUAACAUACUA